CAUCCUUCACCUGAAAGAGAAUGGCCAAAGAUAAGGGAAUCGCCAUAGGAAUCGACCUUGGUACAUCCUACUCGUGUGUUGCAGUGUGGCAGGAGCAACACAAUAGAGUAGAAAUAAUUCACAACGACCAAGGGAACAGAACUACACCUUUUUUUGUUGCUUUCACAUAUGAUCAGAGGUUGAUUGGUGAAGCUGCUAAGAAUCAGGCUGCAACCAACCCAGAAAACACUGUUUUUGAUGCCAAGAGGUUAAUCGGAAGGAAAUAUAGCGAUCCCAUUACUCAAAGUGAUAAAAUGUUGUGGCCAUUCAAGGUCAUUGCUGAUGAUGAUGACAAACCCUUGAUUGUGGUUGAGCACAAGGACAAGAAGAAGCACCUCUCAGCUGAGGAGAUAUCAUCCAUGAUCCUCAUGAAGAUGCGGGAGAUUGCUGAGGCAUAUUUAGAAACGCAUGUGAAGAACGCUGUUGUCACUGUACCUGCUUAUUUCAACGACUCUCAACGAAAAGCUACUGUAGAUGCUGGAACCAUUGCUGGCCUUAAUGUUAUUCGGAUAAUCAAUGAGCCUACUGCAGCGGCUAUUGCAUAUGGGCUUGACAAGAGAACUGAUUGCGUUGGAGAGCGAAACAUAUUCAUCUUCGACCUUGGUGGUGGUACUUUUGACGUUUCUCUCCUUACAAUUAAAGAUAAGGUCUUCUGUGUGAAGGCUACUGCAGGAAAUACUCACCUUGGGGGAGAGGACUUCAACAACAGAAUGGUGAAGUACUUUGUAAAUGAGUUCAAGAGAAAGAAGAAGGUGGACAUUAGUGGUAACCCUAGAGCUUUAAGAAGGCUGAGAACGGCCUGCGACAAGGCAAAAAGGACACUCUCGUUUGCAGUUACUGCUUACAUUGAGGUUGAUUCUUUAUUUGAAGGCAUUGAUUUCUGCUCUUCGAUCAACCGAGCAAAGUUUGAGGAACUCAACAUGGAUCUUUUUGAGGAAUGUCUGAAUACUGUACAGAAAUGUUUUACGGAUGCUAAAAUGAACAAAAGAAGUGUGCAUGAUGUUGUUGUCGUUGGAGGUUCUUCUAGGAUUCCUAAAAUACAACAGCUGUUACAGGACUUCUUCGAAGGGAAGGAUUUGUGUAAGAGCAUCAACCCUGAUGAGGCUGUUGCUUAUGGAGCCGCAGUUCAGGGUGCUAUGUUGAGUGAAGGUAUCAAGAAUGUUCCGAAUUUGGUUUUGUUGGAUGUUACCCCGCUGUCUCUUGGUAUAUCAACAAAGGGAGAUCUCACGAGUGUUGUUAUUCCUAGGAAUACUGUUAUUCCAGUUAAGAAGACCCAAAUAUAUCAUACAGCAGAAGAUAACCAAUUCUCUGCGUACAUUGAGGUUUAUGAAGGUGAGAGAACCGGUGCAAGUGACAACAAUUUGUUAGGUUUCUUCACUCUUUCUGGGUUGUCUCCUGCUCCUCGUGGCCAUCCUUUGGAUGUUUGCUUUACCAUAGAUGCAAAUGGCACCCUGUCUGUUUCUGCUGAGGAUCCAAGCGCAGGUUAUAAGAAUGAGAUUACCAUAACUAAUGAUCAAAACAGACUUUCAGCAGGAGAAAUUAAAAGAAUGAUUCAGGAAGCUGAAAAUUACCAAGCUGAAGAUAGAAAAUUCAUGAAGAAGGCCAAUGCAAAAAAUGCUUUGGAUGACUUCGUUUACAAGAUGAAGAAUGCAUUGAAGAACAGAAAUAUCAGUUCAAAACUUUGUGCACAAGAUAGGGAGAAAAUCAACUAUGCAGUUAAGAAUGCUGCAAAGUUGCUUGAUGAAGAUAACCAACAGCAUGGAAUAGAGUUGAUUGAGGAUAAUCUGAAUGAGGAUAAUCGUUUAGAUGAAUACAAACUUGCUUCUAAUUGUUAUUAUCUGAACAAUGUUUAAGUUUACAUUUCUUGGUUGACAAGUCUGCGGAGGAAAUGGCCAUAUUAUUCGUCAUUAGUUCAAGGUAAAGGUUCUGAAUCAAUGACCUCGUAUAUCUUUCUUCUCUAUUCUAUGAAGCAUAUGUUCUGCAAAUUUGAAACUACAACUUCUAGCCAUUGAAGAUUGCAGAUCUAGAGGAAACGUGUUUUAGCCUAUGUUCCUUGUUAUAGGAUUACCAUGGAAUUAAACAUAUACAUUACAAGAUAAUGAUCAAGAAGUGAGAGAAGUUUAACGAAAAUAUGAAGUAUGAUCACUUUGUUGUGUUUUCCUAUUUGUAUAAUGGAUGGGCUCAGGACAAAACAGUAGAAAGAUAUGCUACAUGAGAAUAAUGUUUGAUUUAGAGGCACCAAUUAAUUUCUACACAAUAUAACAUGCUAUUCAUCUUAGAUUUCUUAGUGCCGCAAAAGCUGAAGCUACUGAAUACUGUUCUUCCUUAAAUGUAACAUUGUUAUGCUUGAUCUAUUUAAGUUUAAAAUUAUGCUGCAGCAAAAUUGAUCUCAACAUGCACUCUCUAGUUUGAAUAGUUUGUUCCUACUAGUUUUCUAAUGUUUGCAAGUGAUCCUUAACUUAGUGUAAUUAUUCAAACUGCACACAUCUUUCUCUUUCAUCACCAAUCUCUGCUCAUUUAUGAGCUGGAGUGGUUGGACAAUGGGUUCUAAUGUCAACUUCAAGAACAAGUGUGCUAGGAUUCUAGGAGGCAGCAUAAGCAUAUAUUGUGGUUCAGACAUUGUAACAAACAUGUUGUGAACACAGCUUUUGAAGGUAGAUUUAUAUAAUACUAGAAACCAAGUUAUAAAUUUCAUAAAUGAGAUGGUGCAAAAGAAUAUGUUAUGGAAGUAAGAAAGUA
Molecule: messenger RNA, 2778 nt
Organism: Vigna unguiculata (cowpea)
Lineage: Eukaryota; Viridiplantae; Streptophyta; Magnoliopsida; Fabales; Fabaceae
Product: heat shock 70 kDa protein 4-like
Molecular function (GO): ATP-dependent protein folding chaperone; ATP binding
Source: RefSeq, a predicted model, not a curated record